Messenger RNA from Daldinia decipiens, 2354 nucleotides. RefSeq lists its product as uncharacterized. Bases 193 to 2124 code for a protein of 643 amino acids. The record is from RefSeq and is a predicted model, not a curated record. The transcript has a single exon. NCBI's taxonomy places the organism in Eukaryota, Fungi, Ascomycota, Sordariomycetes, Xylariales, Hypoxylaceae.
CCUAACUUCUUUCAUUUAUGAGCUCGACUUAUCCAACAACUCAGAUUCCUUUCCAUAUAAUCAUACCCUACUGCUAAUGAAACUCAGUAUUUAACAACUGCUAAGAUUGGGUACGGAUGACACUGAUUCUAUAAAAAUUAGCAUUGCUACUCAAAGAAGUUGAGUAAUACCUACGCCAAAUCUAGACCAGCCAUGUCUUCCAAUCCCAGUCCAGAACCUGCGGCAGAGCCUCCGGCAGCACCUACCGCAGAGUCAUUUACCACUCGGCUCGAGCGGAUCGAAGCUGCGGGACUGUAUGGGUUUACCGACUUCACUACUGCCGGCUUUCACGAAACUGCGCCGUAUUUCAUAUCUCUUUAUACGAAUCUUAUAGAAUUACUCGGCGAAAUUUCCAGACAAAUGUUUAAGGAUGGUGCUGAUGCUGAGCGUGAGCUUUUCGAUAGAGCAGUUCAACUUCUUGACGUUUGUUACGACUUCGUACGAGACGGUGCCGAAGAUCUGGGCAAGUUUAAGAAUUUCCACUAUAAGCUAUGGACUCGCCUCGAAAACUUCUCUUCACAGCCUUUCACCUCUUACAAGCGGAAUAUUGCGAGUCAUAUCACGAAAAUGACAUACUUGGCUCGUGAUAUCGCACCCCCAGCAUCGCAAUCGUGGGUCGGUGACACUCUACCCGAGCAUAAAAGAUUUAUGAGGGCAUAUAACGAAUUCAUCGGUCUUGAACAAAGGCACCUUCGGGAUGAUGCAGAUCGUCGUGAACUUAUUUUCUUUUCCCAGGAAAUCCUUGAUCAGGCACUGCUCGGCCUUCGAAUGCCUUUAGUUGCUAUAGAGAUACACCGAGAAUUGUUUCGCGAGGGCGGGCGCCCCACGUAUAUUGAUUUCCCAAGCGACACGGACGAAUGGCUGUACGGGUUAGGGAAACGGCCAGGAGUACUGGAUCUAAAGCUGAAGCUUGGCGGCAAGCUUGCCCCCGAGGAAGCAGAGAAAAAGAAGCAAGCCGAACAGGAGCCCAAAAAAAGAUCACUGUCGCCGUCUGAAUCAAGCCAGCCAGGUCCAAAAAAGUCACGUCUCCUUGAGAACUACACUAUAACUAUGGAUAAUGUCGACGCAGAUAUUGAAGACGUCUAUAGCGACGCGGCUUUUAUGGAUAUAUUUGAUAGACCUGAGUACCAGAGACUUCUCAACCCCACUGUCGAGAACCGGGAGGACACUUUAAACAGUUACGCACCCGAGUUUUCCAAGAGAUUGAGGUUAUGCCGGAGAAACUAUUACAGACCGGAGGCUCCCCCGAACACGCAAGAGCGACGAGAGCAAAUUCUCCGGCAAAUGGAGAACGACAUACCCCGACUUCGAGCUGAAAUACACGAGAAGAGCGAAAUCAUCACUAGCCCUGCAAAGCUAAAGGAAGCAAGGGUAGCUGCUUAUACCCUCAAAUUCGUCCGGGCGCUUUACAUGAAAUUAGUACUAUUAGCAACACCAGAACCGUCGUCUGAUGUGAUGAACCAGGCACUAAGGGAUCGUCUUGACGACUGGAUAUUAUACGAGCAGUCCUGGAACGCGGCCGACGAACGGGCCAUCAAGAACCCUCGCACGGCGAACAGCAGGAGAAGCUGGCUGAUGAGGUUCGUCGACGCCAGAAACGAGAACAUCGACAAGUGGUGGGUUCUCCGAGACCAGCUGGACGGGCAAAUCAAGAGCAAGGCCAGACGCGACGCCGAGGGCGACAAGGGCGAAGCACAGGAAGAGCCAGAUGCCUCCGAAGCGGCCAAACAAGCGCCAGAGGCCAAGAAAACUACCACUAAACGUACUCCGGUUUACUGGGUCGAGCCCCGGAAACCGGGCAGGACAGUUUUCUUCGACGAGAGAGCCGAGCAGCGGCGUGAAGACCGCGCAAGAGCGAGCGCGAAGGAGAGACUUAUCGGACCUCCCGAGCCAGGGCAGUACUACAGCAACGAAGAGCAGUAUCGUCUAGAAGAUGAGCUCAGUGCCAAACUGGCCAUCAGCUUCCCCUCUCAGGGGGGUCCACCCAAGUUCGAGGAGAUACCUAAGGAUACUGUUUACGACAAGAUUAUAUACAUGCUCGUCAUGACUCAUUGGCGGUUCUACCAGGGGCUGUCUGUUAUAUGAUGUCUGGCGUCGGGGUGGUUUAGCGUAGAAUUAAUUAUGUCUCUUAUCUUAGGUAUAUUAGGUAUUAAUUGUGUUCACCUGUGUUACUUACUGCUACCUGCUUUUGGAAUGAUACAGAGAGUCACUAGAUACCUACCUGCUAGAGCUGCAUCGUAUCCCUUGUUACCAAUAAGAUUGUAUAUCGCUGCUGUGUGAUGCUAAAUAUUAUUCCCCCAGUGAUGACAAGCAAG